Messenger RNA from Pseudophryne corroboree (corroboree frog), 753 nucleotides. RefSeq names its product F-box only protein 36-like. Bases 148 to 678 code for a protein of 176 amino acids. Lineage: Eukaryota; Metazoa; Chordata; Amphibia; Anura; Myobatrachidae. The transcript is spliced from 4 exons. The record is from RefSeq and is a predicted model, not a curated record. Gene Ontology annotation, molecular function: protein binding.
ACCCAAGAAUGUGGUGCUCACUAAUCAAGGCAGGUUUGCCAAACCACCUAAGGAGGAGGGAAUUGUACACAGAUCCCAGAAGACAUAUGAGGACUAGGAGACUUACAUAAACCACAGAACCGGCAGGGGAUAACAUAAAGAUUUACUAUGGCAUCUCUUCUGCAAGAUCCGCUGUAUGACAUCCAGUGCCAGGCUCCCUCUCCCAGCAAAGACCUUCACCAUCUUACCAUGACACGCAAAGAAGUUACGUUUAGAUCAUGGAAGAUCUCUGUCCGGGCUGAGCACAGGAAAAUCCCACCAAUAGAAGUUAAGAAAACACACAGUGAAUUCUUAGAAGCAUCAAUGUUGCACAAACCAUUAGAAAAGAUCUUUGGCAAGAACACAAUGGAAUAUGUACUGAAUUUGUGCAGAGGACAGUUUGAUUUCAUUGUUCGGAUACCAGAUACCCUCAAGAUUCGUAUCUUAUCUUUUCUUGAUUCACAAGACAUUAAGCAGCUGUCAGAAACAUGUAGGACAUACCAGAAGUUGUGCAGCAGUGAAGAAUUUUGGGAAAAAAUCAAACCAAGACAAGAGAUAAACAUAAAGAAAAGCAGUUCAGUGUCUGUGAAGACAAGGAAACCCCGUCAAAAGGUGGAUGGUCCAGCUUGGAUGCAAAGAAGAAGAACCACUUUGUUUUAGGUGAAAAAUAGAUUUUUUUUUUUUUUUUAUGUAGUCAUUUCCUCUGCAGUAAACAUGUUAUACUCUAUGUAUACA